UUUGCCGGUCGUGAUCACGAGAUCGAGAUCCGAUCGCUUCCCUCACCUGUGGUGCGUGUUCCGUGGUAGUAGUGGUGGUGCUGGUUGAUUGUGGUUUGCCUUUUUUCCAUCCCACGAAACCAUGAGUGAUUCGCAAAACGUUUCUCUGUUUUGAUGCUUGUGUACCGCUCGACACCGAUGGUUCCGGUGCUGCAGGCGAUCUUCGUCGGGAUCGUCUGGUUCGUUGCUAGCGUCGUUGUCGCCACUCAACCACUGUCCCGUUGUGAGGUAGCCCGGGAGCUAACACUCCAGCAUGUCCCGGAGGAGCAGAUAGGGGAUUGGUUGUGCAUCGCAGAGCACGGUUCCGGUUACAACCGAUCGGCUGCCAAUCUGCGCUUCAAGCGUUUCGGUGGCAGCGGUUACUAUGGACUGUUUCAGAUCAGCGAUCGAUACGCCUGCACUCGGUACGGUUCGAUCUGUGGUCUCGCUAAUUGUGACACCCUGCUAGACGACGAGCUGGACGAUGAUAUCGAGUGUAUGCUCAAGAUUCACGCUGCGUACGCUCGCGAGCUGGGAGAUGGGUUCGCUGCCUGGCCAAUCCACAAGACGGCCUGCCGGGGAGAGGACCACGCGUGGCGCAGAACCGUCCCCUACGCGGACUGUCUGAACGAGGAGGUAGUGCGGGUGCAGGCGUACUUCAAGCGUAAGCGUGCCAAGGGAAAGAAGGCAGCAGCUAACCUUGUCCUUGCGCCACCGACUGCCGGUAAGGUGUACGAGCGCUGCGAGCUGGCCUUGGAGCUGCGCGAUCGGCAUCGAAUGCCGAUGGAACAAAUAGCGACCUGGGUGUGCAUCGCGUAUCACGAGAGUCGCUUCAACACGUCCGCUGAGGGUAGAUUGAACGCAGACGGUAGUGGAGAUCAUGGACUGUUCCAGAUCAGCGAUAUCUACUGGUGUUCCACGGACACCGGGAAACCAGCGGCGAAAGCAUGCCGAGUCACUUGUGAAGCAAUGCGGGAUAGCGACAUCGAGGACGAUAUCCAGUGCAUUCGGAUGAUCUACGAAGAGCAUCAACGGCUUUCGGGUGAUGGAUUCACCGCCUGGACCGUAUAUCGACCGUAUUGUGCUGGCCGGGAGGAAAGUUUCAUCCACAAUUGCUUCACCGCUCAGGAGCAACAUCCCACAACGGCCUUGAGACCACGUCCUGGCAUUGUCGCUCCUGUGACCGCACCACCAACAAGAUCACGCACACCAGAACACAACGCCGUUGGCAAGGUGUACGAUCGGUGUGAGCUGGCCAACGAUCUCCUUCACAAGUUCCACUUCCCACGGGAACAAAUCGCGACCUGGGUGUGCAUCGCGUACCACGAGAGUCGGUUUAAUACGUCCGCCGAGGGCAGAUUGAAUGCGGACGGUAGUGGUGAUCAUGGGCUGUUCCAGAUCAGUGACAUUUACUGGUGUUCACCACCGGGUCAAGGAUGGGCUUGCGGUGUUUCCUGUGACGCACUGAAGGACUCCGACAUCACCGAUGAUGUGCGGUGUGUUCGGACGAUCUACGAUGAGCAUCAGCGGCUUUCGGGCGAUGGCUUCACUGCCUGGUCCGUCUACAAACCGUACUGCACGGACCCGGACCGUGCGGAGGAGUUUACAAGGGGCUGUUUCGGUGACGGAUCCCCGGCAACGCUGCUGCCUCGCCCGGCGAUUACGGCACCAUCGAUCGGACAGGGUGGACGAGACUCGCGGCUGCCCGGUGGUCGGGUGUUUGAACGCUGUGAGCUGGCGCAAGAGUUGCACCUGCGUCAAGGACUGCCACUCGAGGAAGCGGCUACCUGGUUGUGUAUUGCCAAGUACCAAUCGAACUACAACUCGUCUGCCAUCGGGUAUGGUUCCGAUGGUGUCCAGUAUCAUGGGAUGUUCCAGCUAAGUGAUGAGUACUGGUGUUCUCCACCGGGACGGGGGUGGGUUUGUGGUGUUACGUGCGAGCAGCUCCGUGAUGGUGAUCUGACGGAUGAUUUGGCCUGUAUGCGUCACAUUUUUGAGGAGCAUCAGCGCAUUUCGGGCGAUGGAUAUAAUGCUUGGGCCGUUUAUCAACCGUAUUGUAAGGGGCGAGCGGGUACGCUGCUCGAGGGUUGCUUUGAAGAAGGUGAAAACGCAAUCAUACCAACACCACCAACCACGCGACGGCCAAUGAAGGCUCCAAAGAAUGGGCCCAGGGGAAAGAUCUACCAGCGGUGUGAGUUGGCCCAGGAACUGUACUAUCGCCAUGGAAUGCCGUACGAUCAGAUCGCCACCUGGGUUUGCAUCGCGCACCGAGAAUCGAACUACAACGUUUCGGCGAUUGGUCGACUGAAUGCAGAUGGUAGCGAGGAUCAUGGACUGUUCCAGAUUAGUGACAUCUACUGGUGCUCACCACCGGGGAAAGGAUGGGUUUGUGGGCUGGCGUGCUCCGAUCUGGAGGAUAAUGAUCUGACGGAUGAUAUCGAGUGUAUGCGAACGAUCUACGAGGAGCAUACGCGACUGUCUGGCGAUGGUUUCAAUGCCUGGGCCGUCUAUCGACCGUACUGUAAGGGUCGUUCGGAUCACUACAUUGAAGGAUGCUUCCCGGAGACCACAACCACCGCCACCACCACCACCACCACCAUCGUCGAUGAGGAGCCACCACUGACCACCAGAAUCGCGACCGAUCGAACGACGAACCAACGUACCGUUACUACCACGGCAAGGUCAUGGACAAGUACUCCUUCCACAACGUCGCAACGACGCACAGCGCCGACUACAGCUCGAACACGAACCACCACCACUCGUUGGUGGACGAUCAGCACCAAAAUGCCGGAAAUGAGCACCCGAAAGCAAUCGGAAACGACAACGAUACCACCUACCACUACCACUGCUGCUGCUAGUAAGAUGGCCAAGUCGACUACGAGUUUGUACGAGUUCUAUCUUCAUCACUUUGGUCGGCGACCGACCAUCACCACUGCCAAGCCGGUGUACACCUUCAAACCAUUUGCCUCGCGUCUUCGAGCGGCGGAGAGCAGCACAAGUGCCACCGCCACGAACACCGCGACACUGCCACCACCAACAGCAUCGGCGACGACGACUACUCGCUAUCGAGAGGACUUUAAACGAUGGUUUCAGGGUGCGUAAGGAAAGGGGUUCCAUCCAAGGGUUUGUAUUCUUAAGGAAGGUUUCUAAUAAAAGUAUUAUCAAGUACUUCCUAUAACAACCAACUUUUUGCUCACGAUUUU
Molecule: messenger RNA, 3221 nt
Organism: Anopheles aquasalis
Lineage: Eukaryota; Metazoa; Arthropoda; Insecta; Diptera; Culicidae
Molecular function (GO): lysozyme activity
Source: RefSeq, a predicted model, not a curated record